UUGCUAGAGUUCCCAACUUCUGAUUCAUUGAGUAGUUGUCAUUGUAGCGGGCAGUGUUUCGGACGUGAACUGUUUUAAUUUUAUUUAUCCACAUCUUCAAACUAAAUUAUCGCUAUGAUUGUUUAAUCUGCCUACACGACAAUUAAUUACAUUUAUACACGCAUUUCUAUAGUUCUUUUCCCAUUGUAUUGUGUUUUAAGUCUGCCAGUUCGAUACGGUUAAGUGGAGGUGCUUUUUAACAACUGAACAUUUCUGUGGGGUUUGCAUAAUGGACCAGAGUAGCAUUACUCCGAACACAUCAAAUCAGCAGUUGGUGAUAAACGGGGACAAUGAUUCAGCGACAGCGCUGCUGCACGAGAAACAGUCUCGUAGACGAAUUACUCUGAGCGAUGUCACCUUCAGAGAAUACAUGACUAUCGGAAUACUGUGUUUCGUCAACCUUAUCAACUAUAUGGACAGGUUCACCCUGGCGGGCGUACUGGAUGAGGUAAAAGCAGACUUCAAAAUCGGCGAUGACAAAGCUGGACUCCUACAGACAGUGUUUGUCAUCGCCUACAUGGUGUUUGCGCCGAUCUUCGGAUACCUGGGGGACAGAUAUUCGAGGCGGUUGAUAAUGGCAUUUGGUGUGGCGCUGUGGAGUAUAACCACCUUCGCUGGUUCUUACAUUUAUACAUACGCCGGUUUCGCAGUAUUUCGUGGCAUGGUGGGCAUCGGUGAAGCUUCGUACUCCACUAUAGCGCCUACAAUAAUAAGUGAUCUCUUCGUCGAUAAUGUCAGAUCGAAAAUGCUCGCAUUCUUCUACUUCGCCAUACCCGUCGGGAGCGGGUUCGGCUACAUCGUAGGAUCGGUGGUAGGCGGUGCUGCGGGCAACUGGCGAUGGGGGUUGAGAGUGACGCCGAUCUUGGGAGCCGUUGCGGUCGCACUCAUUCUAUGGGUGAUGGAGAACCCAGAGAGGGGUCAGGCUGAGGAAAGUCGAAUGAAACCAACAUCUUAUACGGAGGAUUUGCGAUCACUUGUAAAAAAUCCAUCGUUCAUGCUGUCUACGUUGGCAUUCACGUGCGUGGCUUUCGUCACCGGCGCGCUGGCGUGGUGGGGGCCGCAGUUCAUUUUCCUCGGCCUCACCCUACAGCCCAAGGUCAACAUCACGCAGGAGAGGGUUUCGUUAAUCUUCGGCGCGCUGACGAUGGCGUCGGGCAUCGUGGGCGUGCCGCUGGGCGCAUGGCUGGGCGCCGCGCUGGUCAAGCGUUGGGGACGCGCCCACGCCGUCAUCUGCGGCGUUGGGCUCCUCGUGUCCACGCCCGCCAUGGCGCUAGCGAUGCUGUUCACGGACAUUUACCCCGUCGCGCCGUUCGCUCUCAUGUUCUUUGGCGAGAUAGCGCUCAAUCUCAACUGGGCGAUAGUUGCGGAUAUGUCGCUGUAUGUGGUUAUACCACCUAGAAGAUCAACGGCGGAAGCUUUUCAGAUCUUGAUAUCACACAUGUUCGGGGAUGCUGGGAGUCCUUACUUAGUAGGAGUGAUAUCAGAGUCUCUAAAAAGAGCAUCAUCUCCUACAGAGUCACCCAGCCUGAGGGUGCAAUUCAGGUCACUGCAAUAUGCGUUAUUUGUGACAUGUUUCGUCGAAGUCAUCGGUGGCAUAUUCUUCUUAUUAACGUCAUUGUACAUCGUGAAAGACAAACAAAAAGUCGAUAGAGCUAUAACAGCUUAUGGUAUUUUCGAAUUGCUAUAGCCAAGCAGAAGUGCAAAGUGCGGAGCCGUCUCAUAGCAACGCCCCGGAAGAGGACAUUGGGGGUGAAUAAUAACAUGUUAACUGUAUUUAUUGUCGUUUUUACUUAGCAUACGAGUUAAUCCUUGAGAGCUGUGACUUUGUUCAUCGGCAACCGCCCAGAGCCGAAAAGCCAGCAUAGAAACAAAGAUCGGGUAUCGGAUUAUUGCGUAAAAUUACAUUUAUGUAAGUGACAUUGGUUUCGCUUGCAAUGAAUCGUGUGCGUCUGAACCGCGGUUGGUUAGUAGUAUAUCAAAUGAUACACGAUAUUAUGUCGUAGCGUUUUAGAAGUAUAUAUAUACUUCAAAGUAUUAUACGACGUUUAGAUGCCACCCGCCUGACGUCAGCUUAGAGGGUGCACUUAAUUUUAGUCUGUUUUUUUUAAUUUAUGCAUAGAUAUCAAAUACUACUAAUAAUAAAUCAUGUUUCAUUUGAUUUUAUUACUUACCACCUGCGUUUCUUACGCACACCAAUGAAUCUGUUGUUACAUAGGUGUUAGAGCCAGAAUAUGUGAAAUUACAAUUACUGUCGUCAACAGCCGUUACUCUAUACUUUUAAAAGAUUGAAUUCUGAAUAAACUUAACACUCUUUGGAACAGUAUAGGCAUAAAAGUCGAUUUAGUAUAUGAUAAAAACAGAGUCGACUUAAAUUACGUUACUUCUAUUUAUUAACUUUUAUAUAAUUACUAGUAUUGUUUCCAAAUAUGUUGGUUGUCUCGAAUUAAUUUGUUUGUUAUUACCGAGGAACAUUAUAAUUUUGUCAUGUUCUGGCAAUAACUGCGACAAAAUAUCGAUCGUCAUAUAAUUUAUACAGAAGACUGAUUCGUAAAUGCACAGCACUUGAUAAAAGAAGUAUGUAAGAUGCGAGAGUGAGAUAGUUGUAGUUAAUUUAAGGUUACGGUAAUUAAGUGUCACAAUUAACUACUGGCCUAAAUGACACGAUGUGCCUAACAAAUCAUUUCGUAUUAUCGUUACGAUCAUUAUGCAUUUUUUAUAAUAUUAAAUUACAUUUUCACAUUUGCUAGCUGCCCAUCUAUUUAUUUUACAAUCACCGAUUGCUGUUGAAUCACACACGGCUGUCUCUAGUUACCUUCGAGACAAAAAAUUCUAUUUAAGAAUAUUUCAGUCAGUGUUCACCCAUAUUCACAAAUGGCUGUAGUUAGCCACAAAAUUUGCAAGAAUGAGUUAUAGGUACGGAAAUGAUACACGAAAAUAAUAAGUUUUUAGAUUGAAUUCUGAAUAAACUUAACACUCUUUGGAACAGUAUAGGUUAUAGUAACAUACUUUUUAUGGCUGGUAACCAAAUCAUAUGUUAGGCUGGUAUCCUCUUUUGUUAUUAUGUAAUUAUAUUACCAAUUGUCAAUAACUCAAAAGUAACUGAGUGGGUUGAGUCCUUUCUAACUAUAGGCAAAUAAUGCUGAUGUCCGAGUAGUGUUUAAAUACUCUUUAUCACAGAGCUUUCGAAAUCAGAGAAGGAACUUAACUUUGCGUUCUGAUGAACUGUUUGUGUAUUUUUGGUAUAAAAACAUAGUAGAUAAAAUACUACAACCUAAUUUAGUUUUUUAUUGAUCUCCAAAAUUCCAAGUUUUGAUCGAAAGCUCUUUGUAAGUUACUGAUUCAAGCGUUGUUCAGAACGGCGUAAUUACGCGUGAAACCUUUCUAAAAGGUUUCUAACCGAUUUUCUUUUACACAAAACCUUAUAUGACAGCGGCUGUUACUCGUUGUAAAUUAUAUAUGUUGACUAUAGUUUGCAACCGUCAGAAAAGUUCAAAGGUGCCUAAACUGGGCGUAAAAAUAGCUGUUCAACCACUAAAGGCCCCUACAGGCUAUGCUUGUAAACGCUUUGUAUUCGCUUCUAGUAGUUCAAAAUCUAGCGUAAGAGUUUCAGCGAUGUUUCGCUGCCUCGUCCUCUUUUGAUAAGGUUAUAGGGAUUUUAAUUUUUAAUCUACGAUGUAAAGAAACUUACCAUAUCAGCCAAUAACCCUGAAUUAAAUAAAAUUAAUUAACUGAACAUUAUAUAUUAUGCUAAUUGACAAUCUUACGUAGUCGGCGUAUUACAAAAAAAAAUAUUGCCAUUUCAAAUAACACCUUGUUGCCAUAAUUUAAGCAUUAAAUCUCGUUCCUUAUUCCGAGCUAAAACGAAGAUUGCCGAGUAGCAUAGUUAAUUUCUUACUACCCUACUUGUUUUAUGUUAAAUUACCUCAAAGCACUUGUCACACAAGAAAGAGAAAGUUAUAUUAUAUUAUUAUUAUUUAUUCUGAUUGUGUUUAUCAUUUAAAAAUCAUUAUUUAACUUAUUAAUAUAAAUGCAAUUUCGAACGGAAGGAUACUUAAGUACGGUCUUUGGUAUCUGUUGUAGAUAUAUUCAUACAGUUUAACGAUACUUGCCUUAGAAAACGAUGUUUUUAGUAGAUUUUAAUAAUUGUAUUGUAAUGUUAAACAGCGGUUCCACAUCUUUUAUUAUUGUUAAAUUUUAUAUUUCUCAUAAUAUAAAUAAAAGAGUUUCUAAAAUAUUUAUUAGUUGUGUACGAGUAUUAAUGGGACUUUAUUGGCACGUAUGCACAUAUUAAGCAAAACACGCAGAGUUAAGUCAAAUAUUAGUUAAUAUUUUGUACCUAUGCCCUGAAAAUAAGAUUUUAUUUGAAUGAGCAAGGUAUUAAGAGGUUUGUUCCGAAAUAUGUAUUAAGGCUGGCGCAUAUUAGCACACGCAAACGACUCAUUUUUCAUUACGGCGCCUGCGGUGACGCUGCGGCGCGGCGAUCUAAAAAAAAUCUAUCAACAGAAUUUACGGCGAGUCACCGCAACGCGCCGUAUGAACCGGCUUACGAAUACUUGAUCGUGUUUAACACGAGGCCAGCAAUAUGAGAUAAACGAUGUUUUGAAAGUUAGAUAGAAGUUUGCCUGCAAGAGAAAAGGACAUGGGUACGGGUUCUAACUGUAUUUUUCUUUAACUUACAAUUAACGUCUCUUAUCUCAUUUUGUUCGGCUCUCUAUAGGUUCUAUUAUUGUAGAAGAGGUCUCAAGUACUCGUCCACACCAAGCGCACACGGAAACGUGGCUUCCUACG
Messenger RNA from Pararge aegeria (speckled wood butterfly), 4827 nucleotides. It is a transcript of the gene spin, whose product is annotated as protein spinster. Bases 269 to 1726 code for a protein of 485 amino acids. The record is from RefSeq and is a predicted model, not a curated record. Gene Ontology annotation, molecular function: transmembrane transporter activity. Gene Ontology annotation, cellular component: membrane. Gene Ontology annotation, biological process: transmembrane transport. NCBI's taxonomy places the organism in Eukaryota, Metazoa, Arthropoda, Insecta, Lepidoptera, Nymphalidae. The transcript is spliced from 10 exons.